AUGGCCUCAGCUGAGCCGAAACAGAGCCCAAAAACCACCCCGCAAUGGGCGACCGGAGCUCCCAUCGCUGCGCGCCAGAGGAAGGGCGAAAUAGACCCCUUCACGCGCACGAAGAUCGUGGAAUUAAAGAAAACGGCCGGCUGGUCAUACUCCGCCAUUCACAAGAGGUUCCCUUCAAUCCCUCUCAGCACGAUCAAGUCCACGGUGACGCGAGCCGAUAGCAGAGUGAACAAUAUCUCCAAGGCCCGCUCGGGGCGGCCCCCCAAACUGGACGAUGCCGACAGAGCAAAGUUGCUCGAGGCGAUUGAAAAGAACCCCGAGAUAUCCACCCAGGCUCUUCUGGAGCUGGUCAAUCAUAAGUGCGGCAAAGUCACUAUCCGGCGCUUGAGAGCAAACAAGGGGCAAAAUAAGCAAUGA
Penicillium chermesinum is the source of this 417-nucleotide messenger RNA. Its product is annotated as helix-turn-helix domain-containing protein. The record is from RefSeq and is a predicted model, not a curated record. NCBI's taxonomy places the organism in Eukaryota, Fungi, Ascomycota, Eurotiomycetes, Eurotiales, Aspergillaceae. The transcript has a single exon. The coding region runs from base 1 to 417 and encodes 138 amino acids.